Molecule: messenger RNA, 1467 nt
Organism: Cucurbita pepo subsp. pepo (vegetable marrow)
Lineage: Eukaryota; Viridiplantae; Streptophyta; Magnoliopsida; Cucurbitales; Cucurbitaceae
Product: formate dehydrogenase, mitochondrial
Cellular component (GO): mitochondrion; chloroplast
Molecular function (GO): formate dehydrogenase (NAD+) activity; NAD binding; oxidoreductase activity, acting on the CH-OH group of donors, NAD or NADP as acceptor
Source: RefSeq, a predicted model, not a curated record
GCUAUUAGCAUCAUGAUCACUCACGGGUCCCUAAUUUACACACAGAAGAGAGAAAAGGACGACGAUAAUGGCGAUGAAGCAGGCAGCUACAGCAGCGAUUCGAGCUUUUUCUUCCUCUGUACCUUCUCAGUCAUCACCUCUCGUCAGGCACCUUCAUGCUUCUGCAGGGAGCAAGAAGAUCGUCGGUGUGUUUUACAAGGCUAAUGAGUAUGCUGCUAUGAACCCUAAUUUCGUGGGAUGUGUGGAGGGAUCCUUGGGCAUACGCGAAUGGUUGGAAUCUCAAGGGCAUCAGUAUAUAGUCACUGAUGAUAAGGAAGGACUCAAUUGUGAGCUUGAAAAGCACAUUCCAGAUCUCCACGUUCUCAUAACAACUCCCUUCCAUCCUGCCUACGUAACUGCUGAAAGGAUAAAAAAAGCCAAAAACUUGGAGUUGCUUCUCACGGCUGGAAUUGGGUCUGAUCAUGUUGACCUCAAUGCAGCAGCUGCAGCUGGACUGACAGUUGCCGAGGUUACCGGAAGCAAUGUGGUUUCAGUUGCAGAGGAUGAGCUAAUGAGAAUUCUCAUUCUCGUCAGGAAUUUCCUACCAGGACACCACCAGGUUAUUAAAGGUGAAUGGAAUGUUGCUGGGAUAGCUCACAGAGCUUAUGAUCUUGAGGGGAAGACAAUUGGGACCGUAGGUGCUGGACGAAUUGGAAAACUUUUACUCCAAAGGCUGAAACCUUUCAACUGCAAUCUCCUCUAUCACGACCGACUCAAGAUUGACCCUGAACUUGAGAAGCAGAUUGGAGCAAAGUUUGAGGAGGACAUGGAUGCAAUGCUACCAAAAUGCGAUGUACUUGUCAUCAACACUCCUCUAACUGACAAGACAAGGGGAUUAUUUAACAAAGAGAGAAUUGCCAAAUGCAAGAAAGGAGUACUAAUUGUUAACAAUGCUCGAGGAGCAAUUAUGGACACUGAAGCGGUCGUUGACGCUUGUAACAGUGGACACAUUGGAGGUUACAGUGGUGAUGUGUGGAACCCGCAACCAGCUCCAAAAGACCAUCCAUGGCGUUACAUGCCAAACCAAGCCAUGACACCUCAUAUUUCUGGCACCACCAUUGAUGCACAGUUGCGAUAUGCUGCGGGAGUGAAGGACAUGCUUGAUAGGUACUUCAAAGGACAGGACUUUCCUGCUCAAAACUACAUCGUCAAGGAAGGAGAACUUGCCCCUCAGUACCGGUAGUUAGUUUGGUUCUAUUCUCACUGUGCCCUCUGUAGAGGGCUUUGAUUUCCUACAGCUCCCUUUUAGUCGACAAUUAGUUCCCAGAAUAAAUUGGCUGUGUGGGAGCUAACUUGGGCCUUUUAAGUCCGUCAGUAUCUUUGUUAGUCUUUUUGUGUAAUGAAGAAUGAAUGCAUCUCAUCAUAAUGUAAUUCCAUCUGGAAUGGAUAUCUAUGUAUGAGGAUGAAUUGAAUCAUAGUUUUUCUUCU